This is a messenger RNA of Cryphonectria parasitica EP155, 1298 nucleotides long. Its product is annotated as class I glutamine amidotransferase-like protein. Bases 462 to 1247 code for a protein of 261 amino acids. The transcript is spliced from 2 exons. The record is from RefSeq and is a predicted model, not a curated record. NCBI's taxonomy places the organism in Eukaryota, Fungi, Ascomycota, Sordariomycetes, Diaporthales, Cryphonectriaceae. Gene Ontology annotation, cellular component: cytosol; nucleus.
AGGAGCUGGACCCUCUCUUGGGCCUGUUUCUACGAGUCAAGUAAGGGACGUUGCGAGGCGGCAGAUUAUCUGAUCCUUUGAAUCUUUGUUUCUUGUUCGAUUUUCCUUCUUUGGUUGCCUUUUUCUCUUUCUUUUACUCUAUCAGAAUUAGUAGCCAAAACCUUUUUUUUUUUUAGAGACCAGCUAGCUUCCUGCCCCUCCUUCCCUCUCUUUGCGGUCCCACCCCCCUCCUUCCUAUACAGUAUCAGCAACUCACGAUUGGUCUAACUCGCACCUCGCUCGCAAUCAGGGACAAAGGCCAAAUCCCCAUACGGUGUGACUAUUGACUUGAGGGGACUGCCCGAGUUGGUCCUCCAUUCUCCUUGAAUCGUGAUCCAAAAGACGUUCCCUUUCUAUCUCUCUUCCUCUCUCUGUGAUUCCUCCCACAAGUCUUUGCCAACAAACAAAAAGGAAGGGGAAGAAUGGGCUCUUCAACAACACCACUCCGCCUCGCCAUCUUAGAGGCUGACACGCCACUACCCAACACCAAGGCCAAGUUCCAUGGCUACGGCGGCGUCUUCACCGACCUCUUCCGCCGCGCCGUUGCUCCGGACCCGCUGGAGACGCAUCUGCGCAUCACCACGCACCACAUCGUCGCCGACGGCCCAGGGGGCGACGCUGACGCUGCUGCCGCGUACCCAGACCUGGCCGACCUGGACGCCAUCCUCGUCUCCGGCUCCAAGCACAGCGCCUACCUCGACGAGCCCUGGAUCAACAGGCUGAUCGACUUCACCCGCAAGGCUCUCGCCACGAAUGGGCGCGUCAAGGUCGUCGGUGUGUGCUUUGGUCACCAGAUCGUCUCCCGCGCACUGGGCACUCGGGUCGCCGUCAAUGAGAAGGGCUGGGAGGUUAGCGUGACCAACCUGAAACUGAGUGAGAAGGGGAGGGAGCUAUUCGGAUCAGACACCCUGAAAAUCCACCAGAUGCACCGUGACAUCGUCUUCGGCACCCCAGAAGGCGCCGAGGAUCUGGCGGCCACCGACGUCUGCUCCCAGCAGGGCUACCUGCUGCCGGGCAAGGCCAUCACGGUACAGGGCCACCCAGAGUUUACCGAGACCAUUGUGUCCGAGAUCCUGGGUCUGCGCCAUGACACCAAGAUCUUCAGCGACGACAUGUACCAGUCAGGUAUGGACCGGGUCGGCAACGAGCAUGACGGCGAGAGGAUAGCGCGGGUGUUCUUGAAGUUCAUGAGGGGUCAGCUUGGAUAGGACCUAGCGCUGUAGAAUGCAUAGAUAAAUACAACCAAGACUUGAAAUGUC